This is a messenger RNA of Spirometra erinaceieuropaei, 750 nucleotides long. The record is from the annotation of a GenBank genome assembly. NCBI's taxonomy places the organism in Eukaryota, Metazoa, Platyhelminthes, Cestoda, Diphyllobothriidea, Diphyllobothriidae.
AUGCAGCGCCAUGCAACCCCUAACCCCAAACCCAUAAAAAUCGACCACUUACUGCAAAUGUUUGCUUUCUGCCAACAAACCUUCUUCACCUUCAAUGGCAGAACAUACGAGCAGAUCAAAGGAACGCCGAUGGGUUCGCCAAUAUCCAGCCUGGUUGCAGAACUAGUCCUGCAGGAACUGGAAAAAGUCGCCUUCGAUCACUAUGAACCUGCAUUUUGGCGCCGGUACGUGGACGACACGUUCGUCAUAAUUGAAAGGAGCAGACUGGCCGACUUCCAAGACCUGCUCAACGGCAUCUUCCCAGACAUCCAGUUCAAAAGGGAAGAAGAGCAUGCCGAACAGCUGCCUUUCCUUGACGUUCUCGUCACACGCACACCCAACGGCGAACUCAACACCACGGUGUACAGAAAGGCGACUAACACGACUCAGAUUCUCAACUACCACAGCAACCACCCAGUGGCGCAUAAACGCAGCUGUGUUAGGACACUCUUCCAGAGGGUAAAAACGCACUGCAGUGAACCAGAGGAAUGGAUACCCGAACAGCUUCGUCAGCCGCUGCCUCCGCACGCGCUCACGGCGAACAAACGGAGGAGAGCCACCAACACUCUGGCACCCUCUGCCAUAUAUAAAGAACGUAUCCGAAGCGAUGGAACGUAUCGCUGGAGAGCUCGGCGUGGGUAUCGCUCACCGUCCGACAGCGACCAUGCGAAGCAAAAUCAUGCAAGUGAAGGAUCGCCUAGACGUGGGUGA